AUUGCUGACCCCGAGACCUGUGACCGAAUGUACGAGAGCUUAGUCAGAAUCCACACCAACUACUACAAAAACAAGUAUCCACGCCUGAAAGACACAAGCUUCACUGGAGUGACAGUAGAAGAUUGCAAGAUGAUACUAGCAACAGACGUUCUGAAACAGAUGGAAGACAUGAAAAAAGGGACAUGGAAAAAACUGCGAGAAAAGUUUUAUGCCAAGAAACCUGAAGAGGACUCAAAGUGA
Molecule: messenger RNA, 240 nt
Organism: Cariama cristata (Red-legged seriema)
Lineage: Eukaryota; Metazoa; Chordata; Aves; Cariamiformes; Cariamidae
Product: ubiquinol-cytochrome-c reductase complex assembly factor 2
Exons: 3
Biological process (GO): mitochondrial respiratory chain complex III assembly
Cellular component (GO): mitochondrial matrix
Source: RefSeq, a predicted model, not a curated record